AUAAUCUAUAUCGCGUUAGCCGGACAGGUACCUAUCCGUAGAUAUACAGCUUUUUGUUGUGUCAGCUUUUUUCAUUUAUUAUUUUUACUUUUCAAAAAUUUCAUAUAUUUGAAAAUACAACCAACGAGAUAAAAAAUGAAAACGAGAUGAAAGAGGUAGCAGGUUAGGCAAUUAUCAAUAUUUUACAUACCUGCCUAUGAAAAGAAAAUAUAUUUACGAGAAUAAUUUUGAAAUAGGGCAUUAGAGACCCACGUGGUUACGAAGCUUAGUUCAUAAAACGAAAAAAAUGUCAUAUAAUAAUAAUAUAUACCCUUUCAUAGGUGGGAUGAGCGGCUAUCAGUUUUCAAAAAUGUAAAUAAACUGUUGCAAUAAUAUACCCAAGUGUGUUAGAUAUUGAUAUCAUUAAUCCAACUAUUUUCAUCUGUCCUACGUAUUUUUAAAAAUGUACGUAUGUUAUUUAUCCAUGAUAGGAGUAGUCGUACGUAACGGUUAAAAAUUAAAUAAAAAAAACUACUCAAGCGCGUCAGUUUUUCUAAGGGGAUGUUAAGUGAACCUAAAAAAAGUUCUUAUAUAAUAAUCCAGCGAUUUGGAUUUUACACAAACUUACGGCCAAUAUAAGAAUCUGCAAAAAAUGUCAUUUUGAAAUAUUUAAGCGCGUUAAAUUAAGAUAAAUAUGAAAAAAAUAGCCACGCUCAAGAAUAUGGAGAUUACUUUUUUUACAACUUUGUAGCCCUCCCUCUUUAUUGUCAGAAAUUGUCUGAUUAGUGAAAUAUACACAUUUUAGCUAACUCAUCCAACCUUAAUCUGACGCGCUCGAGAAUUUCAGAUGGUCAAUUUUUUUUUAAAAACUUUAUACUUUUCCCUAAAACAACUUAAGAUAUCUUAUAGGUCGUGAAUAAACUCCACUACAUAUAUCAAAUUUGUCUUGUAUUUGCCGAUUGUCGCAAAAAGCGUAUUUAUUUAUUUAUUCAAGUCAAAUAUUCAAUACCAAAACUCUAGCAAGGUAGAAAAAACUGCAUUAUAUUUGAACUUCCCAGAUGCAAUCAAAACCUACUAGAAGCAGAGGUAACAAGAUUCUGGAGGAUGUGCAUCCACUUCACAUCAUUAUGGAGGUACAGAAGUGGCCGGCGUUGUAUGUACGCGAUUGUCCAGAACGCGCCGCGCCGCACUUCCGCAUGAAGUUAUGGACGGAAGUAGCUAAAGCCGUCAUCCCCGACUGGGAGAUAUACUCCAAAGCUGAGAAGCAGUCCAAACUUACAGAUCUAAUCAAGAAAUGGAGGAAUCUGAGGGACACCUUCAAACGUCAAUUAGAAGUGGAAAAGAAGAUUCGUGAGGGGCAAAACAUUAAAAAGAAGGUGUAUGUGUAUUUUAAACAUAUGGCUUUCCUGCUACCGCAUCUGGACACAGGUGAAGAGGAGAUACUGGCUACACCCGCCUCUAACAAAAUACGUCGUCGUCGCUUGAGCACCCGCGACCCCGAGACAGUAGCUAAUUCCAUCGCCAACUUAGAAGAAAUCGACGAAGACCGCCACUUUCUCAUGUCUCUGGUGCCCUCGUUUCGUCGUAUGUCAGAUGACGAGAAGCUAACCGCCAAAAUGGAGAUCCUUAAGGUGAUCCGCGAUGUUCGUGGUAGUAGCAACACGUUUGCGACGGAUACUCUAGCCGGUACCUCGUUGGAUAGCAUCAAGCAGGAGACCCUCGUCGACAUAGAUGUCGACCAAAACGUCGAAGGCGAGGUCGAUAGUGAUGAUGAUGAGGCGGAAUGAGUGCAUUAACUGUCAGAAUUCUGAUAAAGAUAAAAGGCGAUGUAACGUGAAACUAUUUCUAAAACAGUGUUGAUCUCAAAGAGUGACUUAAUGAAGGUUGUGACAUAAAUAAUGUGAUUCUAAAAUUAUUUUAAUACAGAGUUUUAUUCGAAUAAAGAAUUACCGAUUAACGACACUUACACAAUUAAGUAAUGAUAUCGCUCACGGUAUUGUCAUCCUGAAGUUUGCGACUACUACAGUGAAAUAUAAAGAUACUGAGACAUAAACGACUAUUAUUAAAAACAACACAAACACCAAUAUCUUAUCAGCAUCAGCUAGCGCCAUGGUCACCACGAGGGCGACGCCACAUACGAUGAAUACCAAUAAAUAGACGAGCAUAAACCAAACGUAGAGCUCGCAGAGUGCCUCGCUUAGAUAAAUGGUUGCGAUGAGUAGUAAGAUGUUACCAGCGCAGAGUAGCACCCCGAACACGAAACAAGUGAAGUCCAUGGGCUUAACGGCAGCAUAGGGCACGCCUAGUCCCUUAGCGGUAGUAUUACCGGCGUCAGAAUAUAUGAACAUGAGUAGAGCUGCUGUGAGCACACCCAGCACCGCUAUAAACAUGCAUGAAUACCGCAGGGGCACGCGCCCGCAACAACUGUACACGACAGGACAGUUCUCCAA
Molecule: messenger RNA, 2429 nt
Organism: Diatraea saccharalis (sugarcane borer)
Lineage: Eukaryota; Metazoa; Arthropoda; Insecta; Lepidoptera; Crambidae
Source: the annotation of a GenBank genome assembly